AUGGAUUCAUGGUUGAAAGAGGAGUCGGUUCCAUCGUCAUUCAUCACGUUAAUGGAUACAGUAACUAUUCAAAAGCAGCCAUACGGUGUGGUUUUAAUAAUAAGCCCUUGGAACUUCCCCUUCAUUUUAUCAUUUCAGCCUCUAAUUGGUGCAAUCGCUGCUGGGAAUAGUGUUCUUCUUAAGCCGUCAGAAUUGACUCCAGCGUGUUCUCAGCUGAUUGCUGAGCUUAUCCCUAAGUAUUUAGAUAAAGAACUAUUGUAUGAUGUAGAUUUAGAUUAUUCCAAGUUGUGUCUAAUCAUAUCGCAAAUUUCUGAUUUGUUACCGUUUAGUUUGGGUGACUGAAACUGGUGUAAAGUAUAUGCUCUCCACUUUUUUAAAGCAUCAAUUGUAAAGCGAGACUGCACCUUUGAAAUUUUCGUCCAACGUCCCGUAGACAGAAUGCUUUCAGUGACGAAGUUGAGUAGAAAAAAUAAAACUGCUGCUUGGACUCUAAUAAUGCUCUAAUACGGGCACGCAUCUGCUU
Schistosoma mattheei is the source of this 523-nucleotide messenger RNA. The record is from the annotation of a GenBank genome assembly. Lineage: Eukaryota; Metazoa; Platyhelminthes; Trematoda; Strigeidida; Schistosomatidae.